AUGGUCGUAACUGAUUUGUUUCAGUGGGAACAGAACAACUAUCUGGUCGUGGCAGAUUAUUAUUCGCGUUAUAUUGAAGUAGUCAAACUGGAAACCACCACCAGUAGAACUGUUGUGAAUCAUAUGAAGUCCGUAUUUACAAGGCAUGGAAUUCCAUCAGUCGUAAGAAGUGAUAAUGGUCCUCAGUACACUGCCACGGAGUACAAGCAGUUCGCACAAAAGUGGAAUUUCGAGCAUCAGACUUCGAAUCGUGAAACGCUUGCUAUCGAAAGAAAAACAAGAUGGAAAAGAUCCGUACUUAAGUUUGUUGGAGUAUCGCAACACACCCAUAGGUGA
Molecule: messenger RNA, 336 nt
Organism: Paramuricea clavata
Lineage: Eukaryota; Metazoa; Cnidaria; Anthozoa; Malacalcyonacea; Plexauridae
Source: the annotation of a GenBank genome assembly